Messenger RNA from Paramecium pentaurelia, 622 nucleotides. The record is from the annotation of a GenBank genome assembly. Lineage: Eukaryota; Ciliophora; Oligohymenophorea; Peniculida; Parameciidae.
AUGAUUUUUUAGUUACCUCAUAAUUUCUGCAACAGAUCAGUUCAAUAACUAGUAUAGGAAUUAAUGUUUGAUGAGUAUAUGGAUAAAGUUAAUAUACCUAAAAAUGCAUUUAUAUCAUCACCAUUGAAGAGAGAGAAAAAAAAGAUAUCAAUAUCAAAACAUAGAUAUAACUACUUUUUGUAAUAAUCACCAAGUCAAUUAUAUUCUUCAGGAUUAAAGAAUAAUAAAUAUAAAGUAGUUGGAAUGAUUGAAAUGAAAAGAAAAAAGAAUUCAGUUCCAAUAAAUGAAUAAGUAAACUAAUUAAUUGAAAAUAAUGUAUGCAUAACUUAAAAUGCUAUUAUUAAAGGAAAUAAAAAUAAUAAAGAUUAUAAACCUAAAGAAAUGAGAGGAUUAUCUAUUUCAGAUCAUGUGACAAGAUAAAAAUUUGUUUUUCCUUAAGUGUAGAGAAUGGGUUAAGUGAAAUAAUAAUCGUAUGCAUUUCCAAACAUUUUUAGUAAUGAAAAUUUUGAAGGAUAUAAAUUGAAAUCUGAAGAAAUGUCAUUUGAAAUUGAAGAAUAUAUGAGAAUGUAAAAACAUAAUAACAAUCAAAAUUUAUUACCAAAUAUUUAUACUGGAAAUUGAU